AUGGCCCAUGACUGGCGGCAUCCGGAUAGCGACGGAGCGAACGGAGUGGGUGGAGAAAAGGAUGAGAAGAAAUUGAAUAUCCCCGAUCAGGUGGUUUCUAAGUUGGAAUCGUCGCGCUCUGGGGGAGAGGAGGCAUGCGCGCACGAGCGGCGGGGUUCUGGCAGCGCGGUAGCAGGCAUCGUAUGGCAGGCGGAAGGCUCAGCGGAAGGUACAGCGGAAGGCGCAGCGGAAGGAACAGCAGAAGGCGCAGCGGAAGGAACAGUGGAAGGCGCCGCGGAAGGUGCAGCGGAAGGCGCAGCGGAAGGCGCAGCGGAAGGAACAGCGGAAGGCGCAGCAAAGGGAGCGGCGGAAGGAACAGCAGAAGGUGCAGCGGAAGGAGCAGCAGAUGGAACAACAGAAAAUUCGGCAGAAGGAGUAGGGGGCAGCACACAAGCAGGAGAGGCGGGGACUCCCCAGCAGGAGCGGAUGCAGGCGGACGCGGACGGGGGUUCGAGCGGGGAAGCUGUAGGGGAUGGAAGCAGGGAAGGAAGGGGAAGGGAGGUGGCGGGUGGAAGAGGCUUGCACGAGCAGAGCGAUCCAGGUACAGGCGGGAACAUCAGCACAGGCAGAGAGGAGGCUGGGAUUGGCUUUGAGGUUACGGAUGCGAAUGAGAGUGAUGGUGACGGUGCAGGCGGUGUGCUGUUCGGCGGGAUGCUGCUGUGUUCUCUGCAACCGCAGGAUUUCACUCUGAGUGCUCACCUGAGGGAGGCAGCAGCCCUUCAGCGGCAGCAGCAGCAGUGGCGGCAGCAGUGGAAGCAGCAGCAGCAGAAGCAGCAGGAGCAGCAGCAGCAGCAGCAGCAGCAGCAGCAGCAGCAGCAGCAGCAGCAGCAGCAGCAGCAGCAGCAGCAGCAGCAGCAGCCACAUCAGCUACCCUUGCAGGAGGAGAAGCAAGGGGAGCCGCAGAAGCAGCAGCAGCUGGGUAGGGGCAAGCGCCAUUGUCCUGGGAGGAGUGAGAACAGGAAGUGGAGGCGAGUUGGGCUGGCAGCCUUGGAAGGGGGGCCGCUUGAUUUGUGGUCACGGAAGAGAAUGGAGGGAGGGGGGAAUGAGCAUGGAGAGGAAAGGGAGGGAGAGCAGCAGAUGAAGGGGAAGCGCAAGAGGGAAGGAGUUUGCGAGGAGGAGGAGGAGGAGGAGGAGGCGGCGAUAGAGGUGGGGGAGGAGAAGGAGGGGGAGGAGGGGGAGGAGGGGGAGGUCGAGGAGGAGCAUGAGGAGGAAAAGGAGGUUGCGGUGGAGGAGGAGGAGGAGGAGGAGGAGGAGGAGGAGGAGGAGGAGGAGGAGGAGGAGGAGGAGGAGGAGGAGGAACAGGAGGAGGAAGUCGAGGGGAAGGAGGUGGAAGGGGAGGAGGAAGAGACAGGGGAGGAGGAGGAGGAGGAGGAGGAGGAGGAGGAGGAGGAGGAGGAGGAGGAGGAGGAGGAGGAGGAGGAGGAAGAGGAGGAAGAGGAGGGGGGGGUGGGGAGGGGAGAAGGAGGAGGAGGUGGUGGUGGUGGUGUUGGUGGUGGGGGUGGGGGGGAUGGAAAUGGAGACGAAUUUCUAAACAUCCUGCUUCCCCUCCCUGAUCGCCCCUCGCGCGUCCUCUCCCUCCGUUCCGCCGCGCAGGCGGGCGACGAGGAGGAAGAAGCGGAGGCGGCGGAAGACGGCGCGGCGACGGCGGGGGGUGGUCGGCGGAGAGGAGGCGGAGCGGCGGGGGCGGGGGCGGGGACGCGCGGAGGGGCUGCGCGGAUGCGGAUGCGGAGAAACCGACAGGCGGCGGCGGCUGCUGCGGCGGAGGAGGAGGGGAAUGCGCAUCGGGAGCGCGGGGGAGGGCGGAGAGAGGAGGAGGAGGAAGAGGAGGAGGAAGAGGCGGGAGCGGGAGCGGAAGGCCGGCGGGAUCGCAGGAGACGAGAAAGAGAGGCACGGCGACAGGCGGAGGCAGCAGCGCGGGAGGCGAAGGAGGAGAAGAGGGACGCAUACGCGGAGAGACAGAGGCAAAAGGAGGCGGAGAGGGAGGCCGAGGAAGCAAAGAAGGCGCAAGAGGCAGCGGAGGAGGAGGCGCGGAGGCAGAGGGAGGCGGAGGCGGAGCUGGAGUCGUGGAAGGGGAUGUUUUCCGUGGAGGGGGAGGGCACGGUGGAGGGGGACGAGCAGCAGGAGAGCCAGGGGCUGCUGGGGGAAUUCACAGACUACAUCCGCCGCCACAAGUGCGUGUUACUGGAGGACCUGGGAGCUCGCUUUGGGCUGCGAGCGGUGGACGUGGUCAACCGUGUCGUCUCCCUCGAGCAAAUGGGGCGCAUAUCAGGAGUGAUGGACGACCGAGGCAAGUUCAUAUUCAUCUCUCCAGACGAGAUGAAGGCUGUAGCGAGCUACAUCCGGGCAUCGGGGCGAGUGAGCAUUGCGGAUCUAGCAGCGCGGUCCAACGAGCUCAUAGACCUGGACGCUAAAGGGGAGGAGGAGAAUGGGGCUGUUGGGGAUGCGGGUGGUGGGGGAGGGGAAGGAGGGAUAUCGUGGGAGGAUAUUGCAGUUGAGGAGGCGAUAGGGGCGGAAGGGGGAGGGGUUGGGGUGGAGCUGGGUCAAGAGCAGGUGGCUGUGGUGAGCAUUGCGGAUCUAGCAGCGCGGUCCAACGAGCUCAUAGACCUGGACGCUAAAGGGGAGGACGAGGAGAAUGGGGAGGGGGGUGAUGGGGCGGGAGAUGGGAAUGCGGGAGGGGGUGGGAUUUCGUGGGAGGAUAUUGCAGUUGAGGAGGCGGUUGGGGUGGAGGGGGGAGGGGGUGGUGGUUGGGUGGAGGUGGGUCAAGAGCAGGUGUCUGUGGGACCGGAGGGGGGAGUGGGUGGUGGUGGGGUGGACUUAGGGCAAGAGCAGGUGGCUGCGGAGCAGGAGAUGGGAAUGCGGGAGGAGGUGGGAUUUCGUGGGAGGAUAUUGCAGGUGAGGAGUCAGUAG
Messenger RNA from Closterium sp. Naga37s-1, 2946 nucleotides. The record is from the annotation of a GenBank genome assembly. NCBI's taxonomy places the organism in Eukaryota, Viridiplantae, Streptophyta, Zygnematophyceae, Desmidiales, Closteriaceae.